Globicephala melas (long-finned pilot whale) is the source of this 912-nucleotide messenger RNA. Its product is annotated as ribosomal RNA small subunit methyltransferase H-like. Lineage: Eukaryota; Metazoa; Chordata; Mammalia; Artiodactyla; Delphinidae. Gene Ontology annotation, molecular function: rRNA (cytosine-N4-)-methyltransferase activity. Gene Ontology annotation, biological process: rRNA base methylation. The record is from RefSeq and is a predicted model, not a curated record. Gene Ontology annotation, cellular component: cytoplasm.
AUGACUUUCUAUCACACCCCCGUAUUGCUCCAAGAAUGCUUGGAGGCAAUGCAAGUAAAAGCUGAUGGCACUUAUAUUGAUGUAACCUUCGGAGGAGGAGGACACUCUAAGGCAAUCCUAGAAAAACUCGGAAAAGAAGGACAUUUAUAUAGUGUAGAUCAAGACCCUGAUGCUCGUCGGAACAUUCCUGAAGGGGCAGAAAGUUUUACUUUUAUUGCCUCAAACUUUCGCCAUAUUGAUCGCUUUAUGGAUUACUAUGCUAAGCUUGGCAAGGUUGAUGCCGUCUUAGCAGAUCUUGGCGUAUCGUCUCAUCACUUUGAUGAACCUGAGCGAGGCUUUAGCUUCCGUAGUGAGACUCCCCUACUGGAUAUGCGAAUGAACACCUCUAGUAAGCUGUCUGCUCAAACCGUUAUCAAUGAAUAUGAGGAGGAGGAUUUGGCAAAUAUCAUCUACAAAUAUGGCGAACUAAGACAAAGUCGUCAGAUAGCUCGUCGAAUAGUUCAAGCUCGAAAUGAAAAGCCUAUCAAAACGAUUGGAGACCUAUUAGAAGUAGUUCGUCCUUGCCUUCGUCCGAAAGAUGAGAAAAAGCAAAUGAGUAUGCUCUUCCAAGCAAUUCGCAUUGAAGUUAAUGAUGAACUUGGGGCUUUGGAAGAAAUGCUCAAAGCUUGUCUUAGUGUUCUAAAAAAAGGGGGGCGUUUAGUCGUUAUUACUUACCAUUCUCUAGAAGAUAGAAUAGUUAAGAACUUCCUCAAGUCUGCAAGCAAAAGCAAUGACUUAGAGCAGCAAAUCUAUGGAGGAGGACGUACGCAAUGGAAGCUUAUCACUCGCAAACCGAUAACACCGUCAGCACAAGAGCUGGAAGAAAAUCCUCGCUCUCGCUCGGCAAAGCUAAGAGUUGCUGAAUUGAACUAA